AUGCCUACAACUAUAAACUUGAUGUACGAAGCAACACCCCCCAUUACUACCUCGCAUGGUACUUCCUCUAACACUUGGGUGCGCUUACCAGUUGCAGUCCGCAACUCUACUCCAGUUGCAACUGCUGUUGGACAGAAUACUGAAUCAUAUUCAUCGGAGAUUGAUAUCAAAGAUGACUCACCCCAUCCAAUAAGCACCGAUACAUCAACCGACAUCAAUGAUGACUUUUCCGAUUUAAUAGGCGGUGCUGAGCAAUCGGGUGUUAGCAAGGAAAAUAUUAGAGGAGCGCCUCCGUAUCUCCUCAAAGAUAAUUACAUUGUUACAUUAGCCAAGUUAAACUGGCAUGCCGCUUACGCAUUUUGCGACCAAAAUAACUGGAGUUUGCUGCGUAUAGAAACACCCAUGCAGCAAUUUGAAGUGCAGACUUACUUGAAUUUUUUUAAUCUCCAGGGCAAUGAUUUUUGGAUAGCCGGCAACAAUUUCGCUGAUUUGCGGAACUUUCGCUGGGACUAUGAUGGACCUUCAUUCAGAUAUUCAAAUUGGGCAUUUGGACAACCUGAAAAUUAUAGGGGUGGAGAGUAUUGUGUGAAAUUGUUUAAGAACUCUCUGCAAUGGGGUGAUGAUUCUUGCGACAAUACUUAUCACUUCAUUUGUCAAAGAUAUAAUAAUACCAAUAUAACACCGAGAACGCCUCAUUGA
Rhagoletis pomonella (apple maggot) is the source of this 699-nucleotide messenger RNA. RefSeq names its product C-type lectin lectoxin-Lio2-like. Gene Ontology annotation, molecular function: carbohydrate binding. The coding region runs from base 1 to 699 and encodes 232 amino acids. NCBI's taxonomy places the organism in Eukaryota, Metazoa, Arthropoda, Insecta, Diptera, Tephritidae. The transcript is spliced from 4 exons. Gene Ontology annotation, biological process: biological process involved in interspecies interaction between organisms. The record is from RefSeq and is a predicted model, not a curated record. Gene Ontology annotation, cellular component: external side of plasma membrane.